AUGGCGAAGAACAUCUUGAGGCGGACGCUACUUUAUGUGCCUGGCUCAUCCCAGAAGUUCCUCGACAAAUCUCGAAGCUUGGCCGCCGAUUGCGUGACAUACGAUCUCGAGGACUCUGUUACCCCUAACCGCAAAGCUGAAGCACGUUCCCUUGUUCGCAAAGCUCUGGAUCAAUCCCAGCCGUCAAGCAUUAAAGAACGCGCUGUUCGCAUCAAUUCAGUUUCCUCCGGCCUUGCUCUUCCAGACCUGACCGAAAUCCUGCAAUCCCCAAACCUCACCACGCUUGUUGUCCCCAAGGUCAACUCCCCCAGCGACCUCACCUUCAUUUCCGAUGUAGUCGCUCAUUCUCGCCCCACCGAGUUUGCCCAAGAACCAAUCUCAAUUCUUGCGCUCGUCGAAUCUGCCCGCUCCCUAACAUCCCUCUCCCAGAUAACAGCCGCAACACCCCACCUCCUUUCUGGCCUGAUUUUCGCAGCCGAAGACUACGCCCUCGACCUCUCAUUGACGCGCACGCCAGAUCUCAAAGAGUUUCUCUUUGCCCGCUCUGCCAUCGUUACCGCCGCUCGAGCCGCCAACCUGCCCUCCACCAUCGAUCUCGUCUGUACAGCCUUCAAAUCUGAAGCCGACCAGGAGACAUUGGAGCAUGAGUGCCGAGACGGCAAGAGGAUGGGCUUCAAUGGCAAACAAUGUAUCCAUCCGGCCCAGGUCGGGACGGUGAGUAAGAUUUUCAGUCCCGAGUUGGAAGAGGUGGAGUGGGCCGUGAGGGUGACGAUUGCGCAGAAGAGGGCAGAGGAGAUGGGGAGAGGGGCUUGGGCGCUGGAUGGGAAGAUGAUUGAUGCACCCGUGGAGGGCAGGGCAAGGGCAGUGGUCAAGAAGGCAGAGUUGUGCGGGUUCGAUGUCAAGGCUAUGCAGGAAAAGUUUAAGGAUCAGCAGCCGGAAUGA
This is a messenger RNA of Endocarpon pusillum Z07020, 942 nucleotides long. RefSeq lists its product as uncharacterized. NCBI's taxonomy places the organism in Eukaryota, Fungi, Ascomycota, Eurotiomycetes, Verrucariales, Verrucariaceae. Gene Ontology annotation, biological process: oxaloacetate metabolic process. Gene Ontology annotation, molecular function: catalytic activity; magnesium ion binding. The record is from RefSeq and is a predicted model, not a curated record. Bases 1 to 942 code for a protein of 313 amino acids. The transcript is spliced from 2 exons.